Messenger RNA from Eleginops maclovinus (Patagonian blennie), 3554 nucleotides. It is a transcript of the gene abhd17b, whose product is annotated as abhydrolase domain containing 17B, depalmitoylase. The record is from RefSeq and is a predicted model, not a curated record. The transcript has 4 exons. NCBI's taxonomy places the organism in Eukaryota, Metazoa, Chordata, Actinopteri, Perciformes, Eleginopidae. Gene Ontology annotation, biological process: regulation of postsynapse organization; protein depalmitoylation. Gene Ontology annotation, cellular component: plasma membrane; endosome membrane. Gene Ontology annotation, molecular function: palmitoyl-(protein) hydrolase activity. Bases 487 to 1353 code for a protein of 288 amino acids.
UUACAAGUUGAGUGAUUUUCACAACGAAAGCGGUGAUGUUUCGAAGGCAAGCGUUAUUGUUGUGAAGUGAUUGCCAAAGCAACACGGACGUGAGACAAUAUUUUAUUUUAUCAAAUUGACCCAUGUCGCCGUGGAGCUGUACAGACUUUAACCCUUUGAAUGAGUUGAAUUCAUUCAGGACUAUAUGUUGAGAAAACCGACCGGAGAAAAAAAAGAGACGACAGUUUCUGAGGCUGUCUGGACCAGGAGGACGGAUCUGCCAGCUAAUAAAAAGACUCACAGCUGUGGGUACCAAGAGGGAUAUAUACACUCAGUGACAUCGCCAACAAAGAGGACACGGAAUAGAAGAUAAUCUGGAUAACCUUGUAAAUCUCCCGGCGUCGAUAAGAAGACAAGUUGGUGCAAAGAUAACACCUGACUUCCUUCAAUACUGUCACCUGGAAAUAGAAAGAAAAACAAAACAAGACCCCCUGCAGUGUUUUGAGGAUGAACCACUUAUCCCUCAGCGAGAUAUGUUGCCUGUUCUGCUGUCCACCGUGCCCCAGCAAGAUCGCCUCCAAGCUGGCCUUCCUGCCCCCAGAGCCCACCUACAGCCUCAUGUCUGACGACAGUGGCAGCAGAUGGACGCUGCACCUCUCCGAACGUGCCGACUGGCAGUACUCGUCCCGUGAGAAGGACGCCAUCGAGUGUUUCAUGACACGCACCUCAAGAGGGAACCGCAUCGCCUGCAUGUUUGUCCGCUGCUCGCCCAGCGCCAAGUACACAUUAUUAUUCUCCCACGGAAACGCAGUGGACUUGGGCCAGAUGAGCAGCUUCUACAUCGGCCUUGGUUCGCGGAUCAACUGCAACGUCUUCUCCUACGACUACUCGGGUUACGGGGCGAGUUCUGGGAAGCCCUCGGAGAAGAACCUGUAUGCUGAUGUCGACGCCGCCUGGCAGGCACUCCGAACACGGUAUGGCAUCCGGCCAGAGAACGUGAUCGUGUAUGGCCAGAGUAUCGGCACCGUGCCCUCUGUGGACCUGGCCUCUCGCUACGAGAGCGCCGCAGUCAUCCUCCACUCCCCGCUCACCUCUGGCAUGAGAGUGGCCUUCCCCGACACCAAGAAGACCUACUGCUUUGACGCCUUCCCUAACAUCGACAAGAUCUCCAAGGUGACGUCCCCAGUCCUGGUGAUCCAUGGGACGGAGGACGAGGUCAUCGACUUCUCCCACGGCCUGGCGCUUUAUGAGCGCUGUCAGCGCCCCGUGGAGCCGCUGUGGGUGGAGGGGGCAGGACACAAUGACGUGGAGCUCUACGGACAAUACCUGGAGAGACUCAAACAGUUUGUUGCACAUGAGCUGGUCAACUUGUAGAGGCGCUGGAAAGGAGGGCGGCGAGAGGGAGGAAGAGAGAAACAAGGUUUCCAGGAGAGGGUGGAUGAUGGAGAGGGGUACAACUUUUUCUUUUAUGUGAAUUGAUGCAGGUAGAAGUGGUGUUAGUCUGUGUAAUACUAAAGUCUUCUCUCAUUAUCGAGCGCCUCUCCCCCUUGGAGCUCCAGUUAGUCGGGGCACAGAGCCUUUCAGUACCAUCCACUCCACAUGCUGCAGCUGUGAACUUUCAACCUAUCAUUUUUCAUUUUGCUUUUAAUUUUUUUGUUUUUUUUUUAUGUUGCAAUUUGCACAUCCUGAGUGUGUGAAUGAAAAGAGUGCACAGACGAUAUUCUGAGUGUACAUGCAGUAAAUGAGUGUCCCGUUUUUUUUUUUGCUGCCUUUCUAAGAAGCACAUGGUCCACUGUUCCUUAUGGAGGGAUUUUGAGGCUAUAGAACUGGACUGGACUAGACUGUCCAACCCAAUCGAACUCCAUCUGACUCUGGGGUCAGGUUCGGACCUCAUCUCUGCAGUAACCAUGUAUUUCCUUUUUUUGGAUUAAAUUCAUUAUAUUUUUUUAUAUUAAACAUGAUUUUUGCACGUAUCAACUGUCACUGUACAAGACAAACUGACGUUAUCUAGCUGUGUGCCAGUAUUGCCAAAUGUUUAGUAUAAUAUAUAGCAGAGAGGUGGACGCACAAAGAAAUGUGUAGAAGAUAAAUCUAGAAACAUCUCCAAAGCUCUGUUGGCUGUAUUCAGUCCGUCUGUUAGGUCUUAAAAGGGGGAUUUGAUGUCUUGCAAUCUAGAAAAAUAUGAUGCAGUUCAUGUAGUCAGUAAAAGACCCGGGCUGUGUACCAAUGCAGGUUAUUUCCUCACACUCUGUCCUUUGGAAACAUUUCCACAGUUCCUACUUCAAGGUGAACUCAGAAGUAUUGCUGCUGUAGGACCGUUAUUGCUACGCUGUAGUAGAGAAAUGUUUCAGAACUCAAAAUGCUGGACAGGUAAAUGUACAAACUAUCUGACAUCUCUCUGGAAAUAACAAUAUUCCCCUUAAUAUAGUAACUAUAAUAGAACCCAGUGUUGACAGUGUUUUUUCUGUCUUUGGGUGAGACUAUAUCGAGUUAAAUAAUGUAAGUAGUUAUUAUUACAGAUCUUAUGUACCUGAAUCAGAUCUUGAUGUUGUCUUUUUUUAUAAGAUGCGUUAACUACUGUGACAGCGGUCUGUGCUCUAUUCAACACUUAUACCACUAAUGCCAAUCAUGACUGAAUGGUGCACAUUAUUAACACAUCUGGCAUAGAUUUAUUGUCACUUCAGGAAGUUGUUAAACAUUAUAGUGUUGCGUUUUAAGUUGUUGAGAAGCAUUUACAUUACGAGUACGUUUUGAACUUUAAAAUGAAUAGACAAUGGGCGAGGGGCUCAGCAUUAAAGGGCCUCCAUCAUGGACAUUUUGUUUUUGUUUGAACUUUCUUUCUGUCUGCAUGGUAUUUCUGGAUCCAUUGUUUAUUGUUUUGCCCUUUAAUGCUGAGCGUGCUGAAACAAAGCAUUUGCCAGCUGAUGGCUCCUUUGAGACCCUGAAAAGCAAAUGUCAAAGUGCUACUGCAUGCCAAGAACAGCUAGUUUUUCUUAAUUUGUUUUAGUCUGUGUGACAAACUCAGAGUUGAAUAAGAGAUCUCAAUAACUUUAUGUUUUUAUGGGUAUUUUUUUUACCUGUCUUACUCUAGACUGUGUCAACAAAAGGGGUCAAAUACCGUUUGUAUUAGAAAAUUAACCAAUAAGCAAAUGGGUGCUACUGUAAACUUCAGGUCUGAUCACUUACGUUAAAGAGGAAGUGGAAAUGGCUUGAUGUUUUGUCAUCUGUUCUGAAACUGUUUUUUUCACAACUCAUUUGUCUUAUAAAGAAGGUUAUGCUUUUUGUUUCAUUUUAACUUUGUAUAUAAUAUUUGUACUGGACAUGUCAUUUCUUUUUCUUUUUUUGUCAUUUCUUUGAGCUGUCAUUAUUCUUAUUUCUCUCUUGAUAUGAGACCAAGGUAGGCCAUCGUUUUGGCUCUCAGAAAACCUUUGUAUAGGUCACUUUGACUAAUGUCAUCUCUGAUUUGAUUAAUUUUGUAUAUCAUAUUUCAAUACAAAGAAACUUAUAUGUAAUAACAAUAUUAAUAAAGUAAUUCUAACGUGGAUAGAGAAAAUAAAAUUGUAUUUGAGAAGCAA